This is a messenger RNA of Dermatophagoides farinae (American house dust mite), 2906 nucleotides long. Lineage: Eukaryota; Metazoa; Arthropoda; Arachnida; Sarcoptiformes; Pyroglyphidae. The record is from RefSeq and is a predicted model, not a curated record.
AUUCAUCAUGAAGAUUGAAGAAAAUUCUCAAACCAAAUCGAAUGAAAAUGAAAAAUCUGAAAAGAGCAAAAAAUCCGCCAACGGUACCGUUGAUCCAAAGGAUAAAAUUCAACAAGAAGAGCUAAGUGAAGAGGACAAAGCAUUGCAAGAAGAAUUAGAAUUGUAUGUACAUCGUUUAAAAGAAUCGAAUGAAUCGCUUUACAAACCAGCUUUGGAAGCAUUACGUACACAGAUUAAAAGUUCAACAACAUCGAUGACAUCCGUACCGAAACCAUUGAAAUUUUUGCGACCACAUUAUGAUACAUUGAAAAAUUUGUAUGAAAAAAUGCCGACUGAAGAAACAAAAAAUUUAUUGGCCGAUAUUAUUUCAAUUCUGGCCAUGACUAUUGAUUCUGAAUCACAUAAAACUAAUGGUGAAGCAUUGAAAUUUCGUUUGAUUGGCAGCAAAGUUGAAUCGAUUGGAUCAUGGGGCCAUGAAUAUGUUCGCCAUAUUUCUGGUGAAAUUGCAACCGAAUUUCAAUCUACAGCUGAAUUGGAUGAUGAUUAUAAAGCAAAAUUGCUUAAUUUAGUUGAAGAAAUUAUCCCAUAUAAUAUGCGUCAUAAUGCCGAAGCUGAAGCUUGUGAUUUGUUGAUUGAAAUCGAACGUCUCGAUCUUCUUGACAAAUACAUUGAUAAUGAAGAUUUAUGUCAAAAAGUUUGCCUAUAUUUACGUAGUGUAGUUCCAUUUGUACCGGAUCCGGAUAACACUAAUUUAUUGAAAACAAUCAUGUCAAUCUUUUUGAAAUAUGAUAAACUAACUGAAGCUAUUCGUGUAGCUAUGCAAUUGCAAGAUAUCGAGGCUAUUCAAGAGAUUUUCGAUAAAGCCGAAAAAGAUCCAUCGAUUCAAAAACAAAUUGCUUACAUGAUUGGUCGUCAACAAAUUAUAUUGGAAAUUGAAAACAGUGAUCUGCUGGAUAUUUCAUCCAAUUCACAUUUGAAUACACAUUUUCUAACAUUGGCUCGUGAAUUGGAUAUUAUGGAACCGAAAACACCGGACGAUAUUUAUAAAUCGCAUUUGGAAGCACCGAAUCGAUUGUAUAGUACUAGUGUCGAUUCUGCACGUUAUAAUUUGGCAUCAUCGUUCGUAAAUGGUUUCGUUAAUUCUGCAUUCGGCAAAGAUAAAGUCCUGUUGAAUGAUGAAGGCAAUAAAUGGCUUUACAAAAACAAGGAUUUGGGCAUGUUUAGCGCUACCGGUUCAUUGGGUUUGAUUCUAUUGUGGGACGUAGACGGUGGUUUAGCUCAAAUUGAUAAAUAUCUUUAUUCAAAAGAAGAUAAUAUUAAAGCUGGUGCUUUGUUAGCUUGUGGUAUUGUCAAUAGUGGUGUACGUAAUGAUUGUGAUCCUGCAUUGGCUUUGUUGGCUGAUUAUGUGACAAACAGCUCGAAUACGAUCCAAAUUGGUGCCAUUCUUGGUCUUGGUUUGGCAUAUGCUGGCAGUAAUCGUGCAGAUUUAAUUUCAUUGCUUACACCGGUUUUAUUCGAAAAAGCUUCAAUAGAAGUGAUUGGUGUCACCGCAUUAGCCUGUGGUUUAAUUGCAGUUGGUUCUGGAAAUAGUGAAGUAACAUCGAAUAUCAUUCAAGUAUUGAUUGAAAAAUCCGAUGUUGAUGUCAAAGAUUAUUUUGCACGAUUCUUACCAUUCGCAUUGGGUCUUUGCAUUCUUGGCAAACAAAACAGUAGUGAAGCCAUUAUCGAAGCAUUGGAAGUGAUCCAAAAUCAACAAUUCAAAACAAUGGCCAAAACAAUAGUGGAAGUGUGUGCUUAUGCUGCCACUGGAAAUGUAUUGAAAAUUCAAUCUUUAUUGCAUAUUUGUUCAAACAGUAAAUCCGAAGAUGGUGGUGAUGAUCAAAGUGGUUCCAGUGCCGAACAAUCAACAACAUCAUCGACCUCGUCAUCUUCAAGUUCCAGUAGCAGCAGCAGCAGCAAUAGUAGCAGUAGCUCAAGUUCAAAAUCAUCAUCAUCUAGAAAGAGUAGUUCAUACUCCAAAAGUAAUAGUUCCGAUAGUAAUUCAUCGAGCUCUGAAUUCAAUAUUCAACAAGCAAUUGCUACCAUUGGUAUUGGUUUGAUUGCUAUGUCUGAAGAUAUUAGCUGCGAAAUGGCUUUCCGAACAUUUGGUCAUUUAUUGCGUUACGGUGAUUCAAUGGUUAAACGAUCGGUUCCAUUGGCCUUAGCAUUGACAUCUAUAUCCAAUCCUAAAUUGAAUCUUCUCGAAACGUUGAGCAAAUUUAGCCAUGAUUCUGAUUCUGAAGUUGCUUGUAAUGCUAUUUUUGCCAUGGGUUUAAUUGGUGCUGGAACGAAUAAUGCACGAUUAGCCACUAUGCUUCGUCAAUUGGCCCAAUAUCAUGUUAAAGAACCGAAUUGUUUAUUCAUGGUUCGAUUGGCACAAGGUCUUACUCAUUUGGGCAAAGGAACGUUGACAUUAUCACCUUUCCAUUCGGAUCGUCAACUUUUGUUGCCAACUGCUUUAGCUGGAUUGUUGGUGGUUUUGAUCAGCUUAAUCGAUCCAAAAUAUACGAUUCUUAAAGCACAUUAUUUGAUCUACUUUUUGGUGCCAGCCAUACAGCCACGAAUGUUGAUAACAUUCGAUGAACAAUUGAAUCCAUUGCCAGUACCGGUUCGUGUUGGUCAAGCUGUCGAUGUUGUUGGACAAGCAGGAAAACCGAAAACAAUUACUGGAUUUCAAACACAUACAACACCGGUUUUGUUAUCAAUUGGUGAACGUGCCGAAUUGGCCACCGAAGAAUAUACACCAUUAACACCGAUACUUGAAGGUUUUGUCAUUCUACGUAAAAAUCCAAAUUAUGUUUCUUAAUCAAUUUUAAGACACAUUAUUAUAAUAUGAUAAAAUAUGUGUGUACAUAUUGAAUGAUGAA